Molecule: messenger RNA, 1599 nt
Organism: Lycium barbarum (goji berry)
Lineage: Eukaryota; Viridiplantae; Streptophyta; Magnoliopsida; Solanales; Solanaceae
Product: probable WRKY transcription factor 57
Exons: 4
Coding region: 202-1083 (293 amino acids)
Biological process (GO): regulation of DNA-templated transcription
Molecular function (GO): DNA-binding transcription factor activity; sequence-specific DNA binding
Source: RefSeq, a predicted model, not a curated record
CGCGACAAAGCUUUCAAAUCCAACAAUCCCAAAAAAAAAGUUACACCAAUCAAUAAAAUAUUCCAAACGCUCCCUUAAAUACAAACUCAUUUACGCGUUAUCUUUCCUUCUUCCCAUUUACUUAUUAUUAUUAUUCUCCAUCCAUACCAAAAACCCUACUUACCUUUCUCUCACCGCGCAUAAUUCAUUUCCGUAUCAUCUAUGGAUAAAAAGGAUAAGGUAGUUGAUGAUCCAUUAACAGGCUGGUCACUCGAUAACAGUAUAUUGAGUGAAUUCGGUUGGAAUUUUCAGGGUGGGGGUAGUGGUGGAGCAACUGGUAAUUUUGAUCAGAUCGAUCAGGAUUUGGUGAGAAAUAGUAGUACUAAUACUCCGUCUAUUCCUGAGAAUAUUACUUCUACUACUGCUUCUGCUUCUGUUACUGAAAUAACGGCGGCAGUGAAAAUCACCGAUGAAGCUGCUUCUUCCAGCUGUUCUGAUGAUCCACCGGAGAAAUCCACCGCUUCCGUUGGAUCCUCCGUGGCCUCCCUACCGCCGUCCGAUACAGCAAGCAAGGUUAAAAAGAAGGGUCAGAAACGAAUCAGGCAGCCCCGCGUUGCAUUUAUGACCAAAAGUGAAGUUGUUGAUCAUCUUGAAGAUGGCUAUAGAUGGAGGAAGUAUGGCCAAAAAGCUGUUAAAAAUAGUCCACAUCCAAGGAGCUACUAUCGAUGUACAAAUACAAAGUGCACAGUGAAGAAAAGAGUGGAGAGAUCCUCUGAAGAUUCCAAAAUUGUAAUCACAACAUAUGAAGGAAAACACUGUCACGAUACUGGUGGAUUCCCUAGAGGUGGACUUAUUAAUCAUGAAGCUGCAUUUACAUCUCAAUUAGCACCCUUAGCCUCACAAUUCUACCAUCCGCCCGGUGUUCAAUAUCCUCAUCAAGAAUUAGUUCCUAUGAAUGCUGCACCAGGAUCGCGUACAAUGCCAGGUGAAACCGGAGAUCAAGAUCGUAAAUUGCCAGAGGCAAGUCAACCAGCUGCCAUACAGCUGCCAACUGAUGAUGGAUUGCUUGGAGAUAUUGUACCUCCUGGAAUGCGAAGCAGAUAAUAUUAAGGCUGUAAGUACUUUGUGGGAAAAAGGUUUAUCAAGAUACAUAAAAAUGUUAGUACAGGUAAUUGUCCGUACGUACCAAAUAUUUACAUACACCUAUGCUGGCUAAUGAAUAUUUAUAAUUACACGCAUCUAUUGGCUAAAAAAAUAUAUGGAAAUGGCUAACAGAUUUGUCCUACAAUAACUCGUUCCAGGUAUAUAUAUAGCAUGGAUGCCAUUCUUGAAUUUAGCUGGAAUCUGCCCUCUGUUAUGAAGUUAGCUAUAUAGCUUUCGUAUUUGCUCUAUCAUGACUUAAUGAAGAAUCCUUGGACAUAUAGCAGCUCUAGAUAUUUAAGACUAGCUAUAAUUGUAGAGUUUCCCCUUCUUCUUUUUUUCUUUUUUUUUCAACUUUAUGGUGCUAGGAUUGGUGAUUGGUGUUAGAUAGAGGGUGGGAAGGUAACAUUUGACCUGAUUUACGCUGUAAUUACGUUGCAAUUGUUGUAUUAAUAAUUAUUUUGCUUAUUUCUUGUGGAA